AUGUUUCCUGCCAAGUUGGGGCUUCAGAAAGACUACACCUACCACCCUGUCGUAACAGAAUACUUCAGGGUUGGCUCUGAUGGGAACUGUUCCACUAUUAACUGUAAUGGAGUAUUGCCUGUUGGUUCCACUGCCAAGUCAGAACCCCUCCUUCACCCCAAAGCAUUGACUUUGGAUCUAAGUUGAAGUACCAUUUUGUGGAUUCAAUGCAACCAACCUUAAUUAUGACCUUCAAGAAUAUAUAUAUAUAUAUAUAUAUAUAUAUAUAUAUAUAUAUAUAUAUGUAUGUAUAUGUAUGUAUGUAUGUAUAUAUAUAUAUAUAUAUAUAUAUAUAUAUAUAUAUAUAUAUAUAUAUAUAUAUAUAUAUAUAUAUAUAUAUAUAUAUAUAUAUAUGUGUAUGUAUAUAUAUAUAUAUAUAUAUAUAUAUAUAUAUAUGUGUAUGUAUAUAUAUAUAUAUAUAUAUAUAUGUGUGUAUGUGUGUGUAUCUAUCUAUCUUCUCCUAUUUCAGAUUUAAGUAUGUUCUCAUCAACCCAGCGAACAAGACGGUUGUUGCGGAGUCUGGUCCAACAACAUCACUCUUUACUCUUGUAAGUGCUUCCCAUAUAUUUUCUGAAUCUAUACAGUCUAUCGGAAAUGUCCAUGUACCUCUGCUUAACAUAAAAACAAUACCAUUUGUCAAUUCCUCCAGUGAAAGACCCUGACAGCAUUAAUUAUGUUCUUGCGGGAAGGUCUGUGGCCAUGAUUGUCUUAACGUCUAUUCUGUGUGCCUUCCUGGCCUUGCUGCUGUUGCUCAUCAUGCUGACCUACCUCUUUAAGGAAUACCUGGAAUAGUAUAAAAGUAAUCCUUCUACCCCCCCCCCCCCCCCCAUAAAAAAAAAAAAGUUGAAUGCACCAAUUUGUAAGUCGCUCUGGAUAAGAGCGUCUGCUAAAUGACGUAAAUGUAAUCUAUGCCCUGUGAGUUAUAUAACCUACCACCUUUCCCAGUUGAACUUCAUAGACAUGGGGACAAUUGUUGGGGAGUUCUAUGUUCUGGCACAUUAUGCCCAUAACAGGUCCAGGAGUUGUGCUUUUUGGUUCAUAAUGGUUUAGAGUAGGGAUGGAGACGGUCCAGCUGCUGAGGUAUAUAUCUGGAUUUGACAGUGUCUAUUUCCAUAGUCUGCUAUGUAGCAUGUAUCUAAUAGGCUACCUGACAUUAAUUGAUUUCUCAAACCCUCUAUGUCCUCAGCAGUUGCUGUUGGAAGGAGAAACAGACCAUCCAAGUUCCAGGAUCAUUGCGCAUGUAUGCCACUCCGUCCCCUUAUGUAAACCGUGCUUAUGAGGAUGAGCCGCAGGGAACCAUAGCCUCUCGUGUCCAAAAUGUCACUAACCCAAAUUAGGCUCAAGAGCUACACUGACUAUGAUUUGCCAAAACCAGCCACAGAAUUGUAGUGAGGGUUUGCAAGAAGAAAAUGUUGCGGAUGAAAAUGUUGCACUUAGUGGUCCAUUGCCAACAUACAUUUCAUUCAUGAUCAAUAUGUUUAUGAUAUUAAGGCUGGGGUAUAAUGCAAAUUAAUAACUAGUUUGAUGGCUAUUUAGAGGUCUACUUUUUUAACUGGAGUUUAAAAUACAAUGCUAAAAGUCACAUAUUAUAGGCUACAUUUAUUUGGAGGCAAUGAUUUUUGGCAUAUAAAAUAUAUAUGCAAUUGAGCGAAUCAAAAUGUAUUUUUUUACCUCAUAUUAAUUAUAUUUAUUUUUACAAUAAUCAAAAUAGAAAGAGGAGUACAUAAUAAUAACAACCCAUUUAUCUCAUGUCCCCUGUAUGCUGUCAUCAUUACUGUGUAAUGUGUAAACACACCUGGUGUGUUUAAAUUUGCAGCAUUAAUAAGCCUCCUAGCCUUUUUGGGGCCCUAAGCAAAAUGUUGUUCCCCAUAGGAGAACCCUUUGAAGAACCAUUUUUGGUUCCAGGUUGAACCUUUUUGGGUUCCAUGUAAAAAACCUUUCCACAGAGGGUUCUACAUGGAACCAAAAAGGGUUAUCCUAUGGGGACAGCUGAAGAACCCUUUUGGAACCCUUUUUUCUAAGAGUAUGCAAGUUUAGAUAGCUGGCUAGACUAACCUACCAAUCUAAAAUAAAUGUAGCUGAUAUGGGCUAGUUGAGUGACUGUCAGUGACUGACAUAACAAGAGAGAAACCGCUUAUGCACUAGAGGUCUUCUUGGGUCCAAAAAGUUGGUCCUAAACACACCCGAGGGCAAUCAGACCCGGACGUACGGAUUCUAUCCCCCCCCCCAAAAAAGGGGAACCCGAAUGGACCCGAGGACAACCAGACCUAGACCUGAUUUAUGUUAAUCAGCCAAGUUGCUCUUCUGGUUAAGGAAUAGGUAUUUUAUAUGUUGGCUAGGCCUUCUAUAAGUCAAUACAUUCACCUUAUUAGCCAAAAAUAAAUAUGCUAUAGGCUAUGCAGAGCCAUGGUAGGGUCCACACGGGUCUAUCAGCUGUAGUUACAUAGACCCAAGACCCGAUGACAAUCAAACAGGACCUGACCCAGACAGAGGGACAAGUUAGAAUUCUGGACUUGGACCCUGACGGGUCUCGGGCAUUUGGGUUCGGGUAGACCUAUGAAGACCUCUAUGAUGCAGAACCACAUUUCGAAAUUGCACCUUUGUGUAUUCUACUAUUCUAACUCUCAACACUAAGUUUUGUAUUUAUUUUUUGGUGGCGGGACCCAAAGUGGUCGCUUAUGCCUAUGUCCGGCCUUGAGUUUAUGUAUGUAAGCUGGCAUUUUAUUGAUUUUGUAGGAAUUUGAGCUUAUAUUAUCAUUGGAGGCUUACGAUUUUGUGGUUAUAAUUUAGCUAAUUUAAUUAUACUUUUAAAGUUGUGUCCUUGACGAACGUUUUAUUGGCGUUUCUCCAGGAAAGGUGAACUCCCACAGACUACUAACGUUACAGUUUCAGUUCACCUGCACACACCACAGAGAAGACACGGUAACUUUCUGGAAAAUAUAUUUUGUCUAGCGAAAUACUAAUUGUAGGAACAUCGGAGGCACAUUUUGACAGUCUCAAUAUCAACACAAAUAUCUGCGAUGUCUUGGACGUUUAUAUUAUAUACAUUUUUCAUCCGUGCAUUUAUGUUCGGAGUCCGAUCACAAAGUAAGUGUUACAGCCAAACCUAUAUGUUUCGGGGAGGGUAGUGAUGUGAGCACAGGGCUUUAUUGAUAACUUAGACAAAGUUUGUUAAUCUUUUAAUGUGUCAUCAUUUUUUAAUAGGCUUUAUUGUAUUCUAACCACCCUUCACUUACAUACAGGCUAUCAUGUUGAAAGAAUGCUCUUAAUUUGGUUUUAUUAUAUAUGUUAUUGAACCUAGGCUAUCGCUAAUAAAGAUCAAAAUGUUACAAGACCCAAAUAAAUGUUUGAUGAUCGAAAACAGAAUACUUUCAAAUACUUUAACUUUAUGUAGCCAUACUGGUUAACGUUUUUAAAACCUAAUCAGUUUUUUUAUUAACAGAUUGAAUGAUUAGAUUUGGUCUUAUCAAUACCAAUUGAUAAGCUAAAAUUGAUAUAUGCUGUUGAUGUAGAAUAGGUCAUAGAAUAGUUUUUAGGACUGUUUUACUCCAUAAAUUAUGCUAUUGGUCAACAUAAAAAGAGCAAGACAUGGUGAAAGAUGGCUACAUGAAUAAGUGCUUGUUUUUAGUUGGAAUAGAAAUGUGUCCUUAUUCUAAACAUGCCCUUGUAACCAUUCACUUGGAUGAUAAGAUAAUAGGAUAGACUGGUUUUUCAGGAAAAUGGACAUGGUGCUUUCUCCCCCUCAUGGUGCGUACUGCCCCCUUGUUUUACUGUUCAUCCUUAAGAGAUCUUUGCAGUGCAAACAUGGUCGGUGUACACCGUGACCUAGCUCCUCAGUGAGCCACAACAUGCGGGUGUGAUUGUCACUAUCCAAAACAAGAAAUUAGAUCAUUUGUAUGCACUUUUACUGCAGCAUCAGAGAUCAGUACAGCUAGUUAUGAUAUUAAUAGUUACUGUAGUGAAUUCAAUUAUCCAUCUGAAAGUAAUGACAAUCUGAGAAAGCAUAAUGAGGCCUUUCUACAGUAAUUAUUCACUUGAGCUUGUAUUGUCCUCCCAUUUACAUUUUACAUUUUAGUCAUUUAGCAGACGCUCUUAUCCAGAGUGACUUACAGUUAGUCCAUUGUCUGAGAUUACAGACAGAUUCAAGAAUUCUGUGACAUGACAAGACUGGGAGGAAGAACAAGAGUCACGUUUCUUAUGCUCUCCCACAGAGAGCAUCCAAACCCUGGUGUCUUGGUAGCGAGUGGUGUACAUCUGUAGAAAUGUUUUGCAUCAGGAUCAGACAGCAAAAUCAAGAAUAUGUUUCUCAGAACGUAGAAUCUAGUCCACUAGCUAGAUAAUGAGCAGAUAGCCACCCCUUCCUCUUAAGGGCUGUUUAUCAUCUUCCAAGGGAGGGUAAUGGGUAAAGAGGCCAUCAGAUAAACUACUCACAAACUGAUAUCUUCUCUGGAAAUGUUUCUGAUCUUACUUCUAUGACAGUGGUGUGGCCCAGCUUUGAGAGAAAGGGUUUAAUACAGAGCCAUACUGUGAGGUUUCAUGUGGCUCUGGUUUAAAAUCUACAGCAUUAAAAGGAAUUAUCCAGAAGUAGUAAAUCAUUUUUUUGUUCUGUUUGUGUAGUUGUGUCUCUGGAUUAUAUUCCUGAGAUCCUCCCCUAUGAGGCGAGCGGCAGGGUAACCAGCAGUACCAUUGUGCUGGGCCAGCCUCUGUGCUACUUCAACACACUGACCCAGCUCAAAUGCAGUCAAAGCACCUGUCAAGUAUGGGCUGCCAUCGCCUCUGGACCAGGUAGGUCUCAACUGGAUGUGGCAAAGUAUUUAAAGACAUUGAGGGGGGGGGGAUCCCUAAUAAAUACAAAUCUUAACUUUGAUAAAAUUAUUAAUAAUGAUUAAUCCCUCAGACGACAAUUCCAGUGCAGCUAAAUCAAAAUCAAAUCCGAUACUAGAUAAAUAGAUGUACGAUUGUCCAGCCCAGUGAUCAUUUUGUCUUUUUUCAUGGCCCUUUGCACAUCAGGCGUCAACAACUUUGACAUUGACAAGCUGGAACCAGUACAGAUCGUCAGUGCCUCUCCAUACCCUAUGGCCUUCAGCAGUCAGACUAAUAGAAUGUAUUUCGUCACCAAAUUGGGACGCCCUAAGGACUUCCCCUGUGGCCAGUUGCCUGGCAUCAAGUACUUCAGAGUAGGUGCGGCGGGAAACUGCACCAGCACCAACUGCAAUGGGGUCCUACCUCCGGAUUCCACUGUCAGGUACCAUAAUACCAUAGCAAUAUAUAUACAGAGGGGAGAACAAUUAUUUGAUACACUGCCGAUUUUGCAGGUUUUCCUACUUACAAAGCAUGUAGAGGUCUGUAAUUUCUAUCAUAGGUACACUUCAACUGUGAGAGACGGAAUCUAAAACAAAAAUCCAGAAAAUCACAUUGUAUGAUUUUUAAGUAAUUAAUUUGCAUGACAUAAGUAUUUGAUCACCUACUAACCAGUAAGAAUUCCGGCUCUCACAGACCUGUUAGUUUUUCUUUAAGAAGCCCUCCUGUUCUCCACUCAUUACCUGUAUUAACUGCACCUGUUUGAAGUCGUUACCUGUAUAAAAAACACCUGUCCACACACUCAAUCAAACAGACUCCAACCUCUCCACAAUGGCCAAGACCAGAGAGCUGUGUAAGGACAUCAGGGAUACAAUUGUAGACCUGCACAAGGCUGGGAUGGGCUACAGGACAAUAGGCAAGCAGCUUGGUGAGAAGGCAACAACUGUUGGCGCAAUUAUUAGAAAAUGGAAGAAGUUCAAGAUGACGGUAAAUCACCCUCGGUCUGGAGCUCCAUGCAAGAUCUCACCUCGUGGGGCAUCAAUGAUCAUGAGGAAGGUGAGGGAUCAGCCCAGAACUACACGGCAGGACCUGGUCAAUGACCUGAAGAGAGCUGGGACCACAGUCUCAAAGAAAACCAUUAGUAACACACUACGCCGUCAUGGAUUAAAAUCCUGCAGCGCACGCAAGGUCCCCCUGCUCAAGCCAGCGCAUGUCCAGGCCCGUCUGAAGUUUGCCAAUGACCACCUAGAUGAUCCAGAGGAGGAAUGGGAGAAGGUCAUGUGGUCUGAUGAGACAAAAAUAGAGCUUUUUGGUCUAAACUCCACUCGCCGUGUUUGGAGGAAGAAGAAGGAUGAGUACAACCCCAAGAACACCAUCCCAACCGUGAAGCAUGGAGGUGGAAACAUCAUUCUUUGGGGAUGCUUUUCUGCAAAGGGGACAGGACGACUGCACCGUAUUGAGGGGAGGAUGGAUGGGGCCAUGUAUCGCGAGAUCUUGGCCAACAACCUCCUUCCCUCAGUAAGAGCAUUGAAGAUGGGUCGUGGCUGGGUCUUCCAGCAUGACAACGACCCGAAACACACAGCCAGGGCAACUAAGGAGUGGCUCCGUAAGAAGCAUCUUGAGGUCCUGGAGUGGCCUAGCCAGUCUCCAGACCUGAACCCAAUAGAACAUCUUUGGAGGGAGCUGAAAGUCCGUAUUUCCCAGCGACAGCCCCGAAACCUGAAGGAUCUGGAGAAGGUCUGUAUGGAGGAGUGGGCCAAAAUCCCUGCUGCAGUGUGUGCAAACCUGGUCAAGACCUACAGGAAACGUAUGAUCUCUGUAAUUGCAAACAAAGGUUUCUGUACCAAAUAUUAAGUUCUGCUUUUCUGAUGUAUCAAAUACUUAUGUCAUGCAAUAAAAUGCAAAUUAAUUACUUAAAAAUCAUACAAUGUGAUUUUCUGGAUUUUUGUUUUAGAUUCCGUCUCUCACAGUUGAAGUGUACCUAUGAUAAAAAUUACAGACCUCUACAUGCUUUGUAAGUAGGAAAACCUGCAAAAUCGGCAGUGUAUCAAAUACUUGUUCUCCCCACUGUGUGUGUGUGUGUAUAUAUAUAUAUAUAUAUAAAGGAUGCGUUUAAGUCAUUGUCAGUCUUGAAAGCAACCAACCUUUUACACCUAGAAAUGUCCCACCUAAUUGAAAAGUAUAAUUUAUGGAUUUGUUGUGGUCUUUUUAAGGUCAGUGCGGGUCACGUGUAAAUGUGUAUUUUCUUAUUUUUCAGGGUGAAGUACAUCCUCAUUGAUCCAGUCUCCAGAGGCGUGGUCUCGGAGUCUAAAUGGUCAUAUCCCAUUUCUCUAACAUCAAGUAAGAUAAAGCCACUAAAAUAAACAAUGAACAUUAUUAUUAUUAUUAUUAUUAUUAUUAUUAUUGCACAAAUAUAGCCUAUAAUCAGCACAAGAUGUUUACCGGUCGUUCCACACCGGGGAGACAAAAGCCCUGGCCUGAAUUGAAAAUGAUGAAGGUUUCAAAAACAGGUUUAUUGUGUUCCCUCUUAAAGGCCAAUUUUACUCUGUUUUUAUUUAUUUUUAAACAUUUUAUUCUAUUCUCUGUGUCUGUGCAGUGAAGUCCUGGUCCUCCAUAGAUGAGUUUAUAGGGAAGCGCUCUGGUGGAAUGGUGGUCAUCACAGUCAUCUCUUCCUGUCUGCUGGCUGUCCUGCUACUACUGCUGGGAGCUGUGCUGCUGCUGGACUGGUGAGGCACACACACAUUUGACAUUUUAGUCAGUAAGCAGAUGCUCUUAUCCAGAGCGACUUACAAUUCAUGCCACACAAUACAAUACCAUACCAAACCAUACCCUAGGAUUUUUUUCAGCAGCGGUGGCAAAGCUAACGGGUAGAUUUGUUUAAAUAGAAUGACUGUGAGAAGGUCACUUCUGUUGUCUUUUUGCAAAGUACAUUCUAUUCCAAAAUGCAUGAAAAUAUAAUUAUGUUGACACCAUCUGAAAUAUAAUUUCCCCUUUAAAAGCAUUAUAACCUGUAGCCCAAGUGAUGCAGCAUAGAUGUUUUAAAUAAAUAGGCUGAAGCAUAGGGUUGCCCAUCUGCAUUUAUCUAAUUGAAAAACCCAAAGACUCUGAAUGCAUCAAACGUUUUUAAAAUGCAUUUAAUCGCCACUGCUCGCUCUGUUUGCUACAAAUAUACGUUGUAACUUGUCACUCUGAUCUUAAAAGCGUGUCUCGGCAGAAAUAUACAGUACCAGUCAAAAGGUUGGACACACCUACUCAUUCAAGUGUUUUUCUUUAUUUUUACUAUUUUCUACAUUGUAGAAUAAUAGUGAAGACAUAAACUAUGAAAUAACACAUGGAAUCAUGUAGUAUUCAAAAAAGUGUUAAACAAAUCAAAAUAUAUUUAAUAUUUGAGAUUCUUCAAAUAGCCACCCUUUGCCUUGAUGACAGCUUUGCACACUCUUGGCAUUUUCUCAACCAGCUUCACCUUGAAUACUUUUCCAACAGUCUUGAAGGAGUUCCCACAUAUGCUGAGCACUUUUUGGCUGCUUUUCCUUCACACUGCGAUCCAACUCAUCCCAAACCAUCUCAAUUGGGUUGAGGUCGGGUGAUUGUGGAUGCCAGGUCAUCUGAUGCAGCACUCAUCACUCUCCUUCUUGGUAAAAUAGCCCUUACACAGCCUGGAGGUGUGUUGGGUCAUUGUCCUGUUGAAAAACAAAUGACAGUCCCACUAAGCCCAAACCAGAUGGGAUGGCGUAUCGCUGCAGAUUGCUGUGGUAGCCAUGCUGGUUAAGUGUGCCUUGAAUUCUAAAUAAAUCACAGACAGUGUCACCAGCAAAGCACCCCCACACAUCCUCCUCCAUGCUUCAUGGUGGGAACCACACAUGCGGAGAUCAUCCGUUCACCUACUCUGUGUCUCACAAAGAUACAGCGGUUGGAACCAAAAAUCUCAAAUUUCCACCAGUCUAAUGUCCAUUGCUCGUUUUUCUUGGACCAAGCUAAAUUCUUCUUCUUAUUGGCGUCCUUUAGUAGUGGUUUCUUUGCAGCAAUUUGACCAUGAAGGCCUGAUUCAAUCAGUCUCCUCUGAACAGUUGAUGUUGAGAUGUGUCUGUUACUUGAACUCUGUGAAGUAUUUAUUUGGGUUGCAAUUUCUGAGGCUGGUAACUCGAAUGGUCUUCCAUUCCUGUGCCGGUCCUCAUGAGAGCCAGUUUCAUCAUAGCGCUUGAUGGUUUUUGCGACUGCACUAGACGAAACUUUCAAAGUUCUUGACAUUUUCCUUAUUGACUGAUUUUCAUGUCUUAAAGUAAUGGACUGUCGUUUCUCUUUGCUUAUUUGAGCUGUUCUUGCCAUAAUAUGGACUUGGUCUAUCUUCUGUAUACCACCCCUACCUUGUCACAACACAACUGAUUGGCUCAAAUACAUUAAGAAGGAAAGAAAUUCCACAAAUUAACUUUUUAAUAAGGCACACCUGUUAAUUGAAAUGUAUUCCAGGUGACUACAUCAUGAAGCUGGUUGAGAGAAUGCCAAGUGUGCAAAGCUGUCAUCAAGGCAAAGGGUGGCUAUUUGAAGAAUCUCAAAUAUAAGAUUAUAUUUUGAUUUGUUUAACACUUUUUUGCUUACUACAUGAUUCCAUGUGUUAUUUCAUAGUUUUGAUGUCUUCACUAUUAUUCUAUAAUGUAAAAAAUAGUAAAAAUAAAGAAAAACCCUUGAAUUAGUAGGUGUUCUAAAACUUUUGACCAGUAAAAUAAAAAUAUGAAAAUGUUUUACAUUUUAUCUGAUUUUGGGGAGUGGCAUCAACAUGCUAAAUGAAUAAAGGGGAAACACUGCCAUACCAUAGUAGCACAUAUCCUUGGAAAUAGAAACUUCACCCUACCUUGCUCAACACAAAAAUUACUUAUUUGCUUUCUAUUCAAGGCACUGGCAGCAUUGGGGUUAGAAAUGAGAAAAAUGUUGUACUGACUUGAUAAUGUGGUUGCAUCUAAACAUGUCAGCCUUACGACAAAUGUAAUCUAACGUUGUGCUUCCUGCCUCUCCCUUAACACAGUUUGGGAUCAUUCCGUAGAGGCCAUGACAUCACCACUUGACAUGGGAUACUGGGACAAUACUCAUACUAACUUCCUCCACUCUCAGACCAGUCCAGCACUCCUCAAGACAUGUAUGUGACCAUUGAUGUGGAUACUCACUGUGCAACUAGCAUAGCCCUAGGAUGGAAAGAUGCGUAUGGUUAUACCUUAUGUUAAUGUUCUGAUGCCAUUUCUACAUUGCCUUGCAAAAGUAUUCAGACCCCUUGGAUUACUUCACAUUUUAUUGUGUUACAAAGAUAAAAAUGGAUGUAAUUGUCCUUUUUUUUGUCAACAAUCUACACAAAAUACUCUGUCCAAGUCGAAGACAAAUUCUAACAUUUCUUAAAGAUUAAUAAAAAAAAUGAUCAAUCAAAUAUAGAU
Molecule: messenger RNA, 10259 nt
Organism: Coregonus sp. 'balchen'
Lineage: Eukaryota; Metazoa; Chordata; Actinopteri; Salmoniformes; Salmonidae
Source: the annotation of a GenBank genome assembly